AUGAGUGAUCUAAUGACCCUCCGAUCCUUCAAAGAGUUGGAAGAUGAGAUCGUGCAUGCUUGCACAAAGAUUGUGAUUCGACGACAUGAGUCAGCGGAGGCGGUUACGAUGCGGACGCAAACAUAUGUUGAAAGUUCAAGGGAGGAAAGAAUCAGAAGAGAAAAGGAAGAAGAAGAGGAGCUCGCGAGAGUUCUAGAUUGGGAACAAAAACAAAUAAAAGAACUGCAAGAACGACGUGAACGACUGAAACGCGAAAGAGAUGAGGAGAUUCAAAGAUUGCUGAAGAAGCGUGCAGAAGAACAAGCGCAAUUAGAAGCAGCUCGAGCCGAGAGAAGACGGGUAAGAGCGCUUGAAGAGAGAAGGAAAAUGUUGAAAGAAGCGAAGGAGGAAAGGGACAGACAAGAAAAGUUGCUAGUCGAGCUUGAACGGCAAAAGCAAACGGAAAUUGAAAGGUUGAGGGAACAGAGGAGUAGGCAACAGCUAAGGGAAGAAGAAGCGAGAAAAAAGAUGGAAAUAGAGGCGAGAAGGAGAAUAAAGGAGGAAGAAGAGAAUAGGAGGAAGAGAAAAGAAGAAAGAAGGCGACGCAAUGAAGAAGAGGAGCUAGGAAGGAAGCAUCAGGAUGAAAAUGGAAAGGAAACAGAAGAGGAAGAAAAAGAAGGAGGAAAAGAGGAAGACUUUGACGAACGAAGGCUAGGAGAAGAGCUGGAACGUAGGAUAAUGCAAAAAGAGGAAGAACGACGGCAAAACUUAGUCAGAGAAAAGUCACGUAUAGAACAUCAACAACAUCAACAACGAAUGGCGGAAGACGAACGAAGGCACAUGAGGGAGGACGUGGAACGCUUCAACAUGGAGAACCCCAGAAGUGAAUCACAGCCACUAAAAUUCCAGCAGCGAAGGCGUUGGAUUGGAAUGAAUCAGCUUGAACAGAAAAUGGAGCAAAAGCAGGAAGAGGAACAGCCUACAACAACCGACAUGAACAACGAGAAUCAGAUGGAGGAAAAUAAAUUGUCAACUCACUCUGCGGACGAGUUGUCUGGAAGGCGAAAGGAGCUGCUGAACAAAUUCGGAGCGCAGGCAAGACAUAGGAGUUCGGGUGAAAAGAGAAAACAGACUGACGACAAAUCAGCAAAAGCGAAAAUAUAUUCUACUAAUGAACUAAGGUCUUCAGCUCCUAAUUUAGAAGACGGUUCCGGAGAAGGCAAACUCUCACGUCUAGUUGAUAGAACAAGGAACGAAAAUCAGUCAACAGAAAAAGAACAUGAGAACGGAGUAAAUGAUGAAAAUUCGAAUAUGAGCGAGAAUCAAGAAAAGGCACUAGUUCGGAAAACUGUUCAAAGGCGUCUUCGUGGAAUUAAAACGUUCGCUGAGCCGAAAGAUGUGAAAAGCUCCGUGGAUGACUCAGCAAAUUCUGAUGCGACAUACCUCGGUGGAUGGAAAGAAUCUACUGAAAACGUAAGUGAAAUGCCCAAACUUCAACUAAGCCAGGCAGCAUUCGUGCAUGGCCGCAUGUUGAAGACCACAACGGCUGAUACUGAAGCUGUACGUUCACUGAACGAUUUUCAAGUCUUCCAUCUCUCAUUGCUUAAUCCCUCGAGGAAAAAUUUUUCAAAUGAGAAGAAUAUUCUUGAACAGAUGGUUGAAUAA
Haemonchus placei is the source of this 1644-nucleotide messenger RNA. The record is from the annotation of a GenBank genome assembly. NCBI's taxonomy places the organism in Eukaryota, Metazoa, Nematoda, Chromadorea, Rhabditida, Trichostrongylidae.